CUCUCUUUUCCCUCUCACCCCCCGCACCGUCUUCAUUCUCGCGCGUGCGUCUAACCGGUAUGGCUGCGGGGCGCGUGCGGACCAUGAGAACGCUCCGGUCGUGAUUCGGACGCCGCGUUUAGGGGAUUAGGAACCAGUGCCUGUGUUGCGCGCGCGUGUGUGUGCGCGCGCUUUCCUGUGCGGCUCCGCCCGGUGUGCGGCGCGGACUGACUGCACACAUCUGAGAGUUUUAUUGGAUUGUCCGACAGCGGCGCGAGAGGACUUGUCCUGCCGCACAAAGGAAGCCAAAGAGGGAAUUAAAGGCAAAUAAAGCAGAGGACGAGGACGGGAAGGAAAAUGGGAAAGUGUCUCCUCUCUGUCGUCUUCGGGCUUUUAAUGCUCGGAGGCUGCUGCUGGGCACGAGUGGUGAAUGUGCCUCCUGGUCCACUGAUCCGGGUAGAGGGUCAGCCGGUCUCCAUCAUAUGUGAUGUCAUUGAAUACUCAGGACCUAGAGAGCAGGAUUUCGAUUGGUUGAUAUCUCAAACAGCAAAAGGGGAAACUAAGAUAAAGAUCAUCUCCACCUUCGACGCCCGGUACGCUGAUUCAUCCUACACAAAGCGUGUCGCUUCCGGAGACAUAUCGGUGGUGAGGCUCGACGACAACGUGGUGGAGCUGAAAAUAGCCGAGCUGAAGGCUCAGGAUGCUGGUUUCUACUGGUGUCUAACGCCGAGCACCGACUACGUCAUAAAGGGCAACUACGACGAUCAAGUCCAACUCAUUGUCAUUCCCAACACCCUCCAGGUCUCCCCCCAGACUCCACCCGCCAACCUCCCUGAAGGAAAUGACCUCACGCUCUCCUGCAACGUCACCCGGAGGCUCAACUUCUCCACCUACCUGUCGGUCGCCUGGUCGGUGAAGAGCGGAGCAGCUUCAGAGGACAUUCUGACGUUCGGCCCCGAGGGAGACGUAACCACAGGCGCCAAGUUCGCCCGACGCUACGCCGACGGGGGCCUCCGGCUGGUCCCGGGGAGGAACGGACUGUUUGAGCUGGUGAUAUCUAGGGUCAUGACGUCUGAUGGCGGGACUUAUACGUGCAGUGGAACAGAAUGGUCUCACGAAAAUGAUAACUGGAUCAAAAUUGUGGAGAGCACAAAAGAGAUCGGAACCGUCAAAGUUAUUCCCACAGGCUACAAGAGGGUAAUUAAACUAAUGUGAGCCUGAAAGGUGACUCAGCUCUGUGAUUUGAUAAAAACAAUAAGUCACAGCCUUAAACCAAAUCAAUUACAUGAUUGGAAACGGGCCUCUCAGACUGAGGUGGCAGCCACUGCACAUCAGCCUAUUGAUUCCUGGAUGUGUGCUGGAUGGCUUUGACUUACAUGUAGGGGAUGAAUUCAUGGCAUAACAUCACCCAGAGGCAAACUGGAGCAGUCAAAUCCAGCAGCAGGUAACGAGCUGGUGUCUCACUGUCAUCCGUGGCCUGAUGGGAAAUCACCCUAGGGUAUGAAUUUAGUUGGGUGUCACAGAGACGACAGGGGCUGAGGUUGGCCCUUGGAUAAGAACAGUGGUAACAAGCAGCAGGUUUUCAUCAUAUUUGUGAUUGUUUGGAUCAUUUUGUAGUAAGGAGGAGGAAUGGAUGAUGUCUGAGUCAGAGUUCUGAUUCUUGAUGAUUGUGACAGCACCGAGCUGGGAAACGUGUUGGAAAAUGAGGAAUGGGAAGAGACACGAGGACGUGGGAGAGUUCGCCCUCUGUUGUGUGGCUGUCUUUAUUUUAAUGGCAUCCUCUCCUCUGUGAGGCUUUUUCUUCCAAGUGCCUCACUCUGCCCUGGGAGGCUCGUGACCCUCACUGUCUGUCUUUUUCUGUCCUUCGAGAGGCCCCUGGAC
Messenger RNA from Betta splendens (Siamese fighting fish), 1860 nucleotides. RefSeq names its product immunoglobulin superfamily member 8-like. Lineage: Eukaryota; Metazoa; Chordata; Actinopteri; Anabantiformes; Osphronemidae. Bases 337 to 1194 code for a protein of 285 amino acids. The record is from RefSeq and is a predicted model, not a curated record. The transcript has 5 exons.